AUGUGGGGAACAAAUGAGCAGGCUGAGUGUGGAGAACUGUUGGUCUGCAGACAGGUAACAGAUAUCAGAGAAAAGCUAAAGCAGUCCAAAAAGUUCUGGUCCACAUUGCCCUAUACUAUCUGCAGUGAUAGGAAAGUGACAGCUGGCAUGCCAAAUGAUGAAGAAUGUUGGAACGGACACAGCAAGGCCAGAUACUUGCCUGAAAUUAUGAAUGAUGGCCUAACCAAUCAAAUCAACAACCCUGAAGUAGAAGUGGACAUAACAAGACCAGACACCUUCAUUCGUCAGCAGAUCAUGGCCCUGAGGGUGAUGACCAACAAACUGAAGAAUGCCUACAAUGGAAACGAUGUCAACUUUCAGGAUACAAGUGACGAGGGUAGUGGUUCUGGAAGUGGAAGUGGAUGUACCGACGAAGUCUGCCCUCCAGACUUUGACUUUAUAACAACAGAAGUUGCCCCUGUUAGUCCUGGUCGAAGUGAACUGGAUUCUUCAGCAACUAAGAUCCAUGGACCUUUCCUCACAGUGUUUACCAUCAGCAUAUUACUUACACUUCAGAGACAAUGGAGAUAAUCCUGGAAAAAAAAUCUAGGAAAGACAGUCUUUUAGCUUCAAAGACAGCCAAUCUUCCUCUUUUGUUAUACCCUUAAAACAAGAUUUCACUUAAAACCUAUUUUCUUAUUGACAAGAGUAGUACUAUGACCAGCUUUCAUUUAUUUUCAGUUCCAAAGACUCUCACUAUUUUGAAAGACUUCCAGCUUCUCCAGACAACCGUGAAGAAAGCAUCUUUCCUACACCAGUCAUGCCAGACUUUAGGUGAACUAGUUUAAGACUUAGACAGUCUAAGUCAAGAAAAUGAGCAAAAAAUUAAUGUUCUUCGGGCCGUGAAUAAAUGACCAUCAUGUUUGUGUUUCAUUGGAUUUUAUGGUCACUGCCACUUCUCAGUAUAGAUUUCUUGCUGUUAUACAUUGAUAUUUCUGUCAACAUACUAGAAAGGAAAGCUGUUGUGGGUGGGACACAGUUGCUAAUGCUCAGGAGAAUUCUGAAUUGCUAUAAUGAAAAUAGCAUGUGGGACAACACAGAGAACAUUAUUAAUUUUGCAGAUAUGAAUACUAUUUUGCUGAAUAUGUAUUUGAUUGUCAUUACUAAAGACACUGCUUUUCAUCAGAAUAUUUCUUCAUUAAGCUAUUAAUUCUCAGAUAUCCUGUUAGUAAUGAAAAAUAUUCAGGAAAACUAUUUUUGUAGACAAAUAUUUGUUUCUAUUGAUUAGCUAGAAUAAUGGCAGGAUAAACACCUUAUGCUGUAUACUAUAAAGUAAAAUAGUUCAACAUGUAAACUACUAAGAUGGUAUACUACAGGGAGAUACAAUAAA
Molecule: messenger RNA, 1369 nt
Organism: Protopterus annectens (West African lungfish)
Lineage: Eukaryota; Metazoa; Chordata; Ceratodontiformes; Protopteridae
Gene: GPC6
Product: glypican 6
Exons: 4
Coding region: 1-570 (189 amino acids)
Biological process (GO): regulation of protein localization to membrane; regulation of signal transduction; cell migration
Cellular component (GO): cell surface; extracellular region; synapse
Source: RefSeq, a predicted model, not a curated record